Messenger RNA from Brienomyrus brachyistius, 763 nucleotides. Its product is annotated as histone H2B 1/2. Lineage: Eukaryota; Metazoa; Chordata; Actinopteri; Osteoglossiformes; Mormyridae. The transcript has 2 exons. Gene Ontology annotation, molecular function: protein heterodimerization activity; DNA binding; structural constituent of chromatin. The record is from RefSeq and is a predicted model, not a curated record. Gene Ontology annotation, cellular component: nucleosome. The coding region runs from base 155 to 529 and encodes 124 amino acids.
CAAAGGCUCUUAUAAGAGCCACCAAUUUUGCAUACAAAGAGCCGACGGCCAUUUUCUUUUCUAGCUUCAUUUCAUGUCUGUCUUUGUGCGCCAUAUAGGGGGUCGAACUUUUAAUAGUCUGGCAGCUGUAUAUGCCUCAAGUAUUUGACGGAAUAUGCCUGAACCAGCGAAAUCCGCGCCGAAGAAGGGCUCCAAGAAAGCGGUCACUAAGACCGCUGGAAAGGGAGGCAAGAAGCGUAAGAGGACCAGGAAGGAGAGCUAUGCCAUCUACGUGUACAAGGUGCUGAAGCAGGUCCAUCCCGACACCGGUAUUUCGUCCAAGGCUAUGGGCAUCAUGAACUCUUUCGUGAACGACAUCUUCGAGCGCAUCGCCGGAGAGGCUUCCCGUCUUGCCCACUACAACAAGAGGUCAACCAUCACCUCCAGGGAGAUCCAGACUGCCGUGCGCCUUCUGCUCCCUGGUGAGCUGGCCAAGCACGCCGUUUCUGAGGGCACCAAGGCUGUGACCAAGUACACCAGCUCCAAGUAAAGUGCUCUGCUGGAGAGCUCAACAACCAACGGCUCUUUUAAGAGCCACCCACUUAUUCUGAUGGAAAAUGGGCAAUUUGUUUUCCUUUUGGUUUCUAGUCAAUGGUAACUAAAUAUUGUUAUCCUUCCAAAUCCCGUUUUGGUUAGGAAUCUUAAGUCUAAAAUGUGAUAAGGAAUGAUUAUAGGUUGUGUUUUCUCUUCAAUGUGUGUUUUGUAAUAAACCCGUGAAAGAGAA